AAGUUUUCCGCCAUUUUGAGUGUGGCCAAAAUUUUUCAGUCCGCGGGUCUUACAAGCCAAAAGUGGAGCCUAAGAAGGUCGCGUACAGUAACUACUAACCUAGACUCUAGGAAGCAACACCCAGAAGGUCUACGCCUCCUCACUCCCUCCCAAAGCUACCGACCUCCAGAAGCGCCUCUCCCAUUAGAGCCGCUGUUACUGUAUCGCCACACACCCCCCCCCCAUUGACCCGGAACUCUUCUCGGCCGAGUCUCAGGUCGCAGGCUUCCGCCUCCGCGCCUGCGCGAUAGGGUGACUUGGAUGCCGGCGGUCCCUGCCGAAAGAGGGAAGAUGGCGCUUGAUGGGCCAGAGCAGAUGGAACUGGAAGAGGGGAAGGCAGGCAGUGGACUCCGCCAGUAUUAUCUGUCCAAGAUUGAAGAACUCCAGCUGAUUGUAAAUGAUAAGAGCCAGAAUCUCCGGAGACUGCAGGCCCAGAGGAAUGAGCUAAAUGCAAAAGUUCGCCUGCUGCGGGAGGAGCUGCAGCUGCUGCAGGAACAGGGCUCCUAUGUUGGAGAAGUAGUUCGGGCCAUGGAUAAGAAAAAAGUGUUGGUCAAGGUCCAUCCUGAGGGCAAAUUCGUCGUUGAUGUGGACAAGAACAUUGACAUCAAUGAUGUGACGCCCAAUUGCCGGGUUGCUCUAAGGAAUGACAGCUACACUCUGCAUAAGAUCCUACCUAAUAAGGUGGACCCUCUGGUGUCACUCAUGAUGGUGGAAAAGGUGCCGGACUCAACUUACGAGAUGAUUGGUGGUCUGGACAAGCAGAUCAAAGAGAUCAAAGAAGUGAUCGAGCUGCCCGUGAAGCACCCUGAGCUCUUUGAAGCACUGGGUAUUGCACAACCAAAGGGAGUGCUCCUGUAUGGACCCCCAGGCACUGGGAAGACAUUGUUGGCCCGCGCUGUGGCUCAUCAUACGGACUGUACCUUUAUUCGUGUGUCUGGCUCUGAACUGGUACAGAAAUUUAUCGGGGAAGGGGCAAGGAUGGUGAGGGAGCUGUUUGUCAUGGCACGAGAGCAUGCUCCAUCUAUCAUCUUCAUGGACGAGAUUGACUCUAUCGGCUCCUCCCGGCUGGAGGGAGGCUCUGGAGGGGACAGUGAAGUGCAGCGUACCAUGCUGGAACUGCUCAACCAGCUGGAUGGCUUCGAGGCCACCAAGAAUAUCAAGGUUAUCAUGGCUACUAAUAGGAUUGAUAUCCUGGACUCUGCCCUGCUUCGUCCUGGGAGGAUCGACAGAAAAAUUGAAUUCCCACCUCCUAAUGAGGAGGCCCGGCUGGACAUUUUGAAAAUCCACUCUCGCAAAAUGAACUUGACCAGGGGGAUCAACCUGAGAAAAAUUGCUGAAUUGAUGCCAGGAGCUUCAGGGGCUGAAGUGAAGGGUGUGUGCACAGAAGCCGGCAUGUAUGCUCUGCGGGAACGGCGUGUCCAUGUCACUCAGGAGGACUUUGAGAUGGCAGUAGCUAAGGUCAUGCAAAAGGACAGUGAGAAAAAUAUGUCCAUCAAGAAGCUAUGGAAAUGAGGGUGUGUCCUUUGUGUGGAUCCCUCCAAUAAAGGUCUGUGCGGUAAA
Peromyscus eremicus (cactus mouse) is the source of this 1599-nucleotide messenger RNA. RefSeq names its product proteasome 26S subunit, ATPase 5 (gene Psmc5). The transcript is spliced from 12 exons. Gene Ontology annotation, biological process: proteasome-mediated ubiquitin-dependent protein catabolic process. Lineage: Eukaryota; Metazoa; Chordata; Mammalia; Rodentia; Cricetidae. Gene Ontology annotation, cellular component: proteasome regulatory particle, base subcomplex. The record is from RefSeq and is a predicted model, not a curated record. The coding region runs from base 301 to 1551 and encodes 416 amino acids. Gene Ontology annotation, molecular function: ATP hydrolysis activity; ATP binding; proteasome-activating activity.